Acanthosepion pharaonis is the source of this 4671-nucleotide messenger RNA. The record is from the annotation of a GenBank genome assembly. Lineage: Eukaryota; Metazoa; Mollusca; Cephalopoda; Sepiida; Sepiidae.
AUGGGCUGUUGUCGUGCUGAUGACGACGAAAACGGGGAUUUUACCCACUCUGCAAAACAUCAAGGAGAGGAGACACCAAUUGCUUCUUCUUCUAAACCUGUUGACUUGCAUGUCAUAGAGAGACAACCCGAAAAUGGUUACCAGGAGAGGGCGCCAAGUUUUGAACAGAUCAACCAACUUCUUGCUUCCCCUACCAAAAUUGGUGCCCACCUUCACAGAGAUAUCCCACCACCACCACCAAAACCCGUCGUGACUGUUUACCCCAAACCUCAGCAUGUUCCACCUGGAUUUGCUGAUGACUCUGUGAUAAGGGAACUGAAAGAAAGAUUUAAAAGCCGGUCUGUUUCCAAACAUAUAUCCAUUGAUGAUACCGCCUCUAACUCUGACGAUGAUGAUCGACAACCGAUUCUUUUUAAGAGGGGGGGUCGCCCGUCCCCUAAAAUUUAUGUUCCCUCCUACACGACUGAAGUGAGGCCUUUGGAAAAUUUGGAAUCUCGCUAUCGAGCUGAAAAUGUAACAGUUGAGAGUGUGUCAACCCCUCUAGCUGGGGAAGUAACUCACCCCAUUGUAGAAGUGAAGCUGUCACCUGUUAUUGAAAUCACAUCAAACGUGUCAGAAUUGGUGGAGACUCAACCAGAAUUGGCACAGAAAUGUAUCUGCAUCGAACAGUCGGAACCAAAGCAUCUCAUCACAGCAAACAUUGAACCUGCAGAACAAGUCCACGAAUCGAUCCUUGUGGAUUCAACAUCGGAUAGACGUGAGGAAUCCAUUUUGGAAAAUCUUCGAAACCAGGCCAUAAGUCUCCAAGAAAAUGAGGAAGUUCACUCAGUGCCACUUGAUUACAUUAACCAGGGCUUUAAUCAUAGCUCAGGUUCAUUACACAAAGAAGAAAAGACAGUUGUUGAAAAAGACUCGAAUGGUGGCUAUAAAGUUUUUAAGCAGUGUUUCAUUUCCACUUUGGUUCAUGACAAUGAGGGAUUCACAGACAGCUCGCAGAACAUCUCUGAUAGUUGGAAUUUUUCUGAAAGUGAUAUUCCAGAUUAUGACCGUCCCCUACCGUCCCCACCUAAUUCCCAACGACCAAAAUUCCAGAUCAGUGCAAACAGUUCUUACACGACGUUAGAUGAGGACCAACUUGUACAAGUACGUAUUUCCGAUAAUGCAGCGAACAAAAGGUACAGCAAUGAGUCUUCUGAUUCUUUCUCUGAGAUGUCUCAAGAGCAGUCUGAGACGCUUCUACCAAAAGACUACCUCCAUGAAGACGAUGAAGAUGAUGAGGAUGAUGACGAGGAUGAUGACGAGGAAGAGGAGGACAACGACGGCGAUGAUGACGACGAUGAUGACGACAAUGAUGAUGCAGAUGAUGAUGCAGAUGAUGAAAAUCCAUUUCCAGAUGUUCUGUUUCCUUCUAUCGACAGUAACAUAUUUCUAAAUAACAAAAGGAGUUUAGAUUCCGAAAGUGAACACCUGGUUGUUGUCUCCCCAUCUGAGUCUUCUACUUCUCAUAGUCUUCCCCUAGAGGCUGACACAUUAGUUUCUAAAUGCCCUGCAGCUGAAAAUGGCAGUUUAUUGGUGCCUCAACGGUUUACCAAUGAGGAAACUACUUUGACGCCUCACUCUUCCCUUGACGAGCCAGUGAACAAUAUGUCAGGGCACGAGUGUCCCCUCGAAAUAUCGGAUUUUGUCGAUCAGACUAUAACCAGUUGUAUAAAUGCAGUACAGAACUCCAUUACGGAAGGAAGUCUAUUUUCAGACCGGCCUCUGUCUCCAGAUUCAAGUGAACUUAGCACUAAACACAUUUUAACAAAAAUGGUGUCCUUUGAGGAAGAAGAUACCCCCUCGAAAAGUUUUGAUUCUGUUGAUACUGACCCCAUUUCUGGCCCUCCCUCCGAUUUACCUCAAGAAGGGGAACGGAUGUUAACAAAGAGAGUUUCAUUUGACAAUAAUGUCAAGUCAAUCUCUCCACCUGGUUUUUCCUCGUCUUCAAGCCCUGACAAGGAUGGUGAAGAGGAAAGCACCAGGAAACCGAUUUCUGGUGAAAUUCUAUUGGAAAAAUACCACCACCCUAAUACGGUUGAUGAUGAUGAUGAUGAUGAUGAUGAUGAUGAUCCGUCCCCUCCUGCAGAGUUUCCUUCUCCACCAGAUGAGUUACUUGAUUUUCGGGAGCUUCUAGAUACAGAAGGAUUCUGCAAGGAAGAAAUCGUGGGAGCCAGUGAAACAACCCUUGAUCAUUCUUAUGGCCCCUCAAAACAAAAUUUUCAUCAGAUGAAAAGCACCAAACAAACUCGUUCAUUAGAUUUUGAUGAGAGCACUCACUUGUUAGAAAGUACUUAUCGAUCUAAGUCACUUGACGAAUCCACACAUCACUCGUUUUGUGAUGAUCAUUUGUCUGCCAAUGAGAACGUCCAUCUCAUUGACACUGAAGAUCAGCUACCCAAAACUGAGCGAACCGAAGCCAGCGAUUACCUCCAGAAUCUGAAUGAUGGCGAAUUUCUUGACCAGUCGAAUACAAGCGAUUACUACUCAUCAGGAGAUCGUGAACAACAUUCACUCGAAUAUGCUCAGCAUUUAGAUUUUCCAUUCAUUACAGAUAAGAAAAAACAAAACUCUUUUUUAGAUGAAGAAGAAAAACUCAUCCAUGAAGAAUUAAUUGACUUUGAAACCGAGAUCGACACAAGUGCAUCUUCACAUGAGCCUCAACCCGAGUCUCACGCGUCACAUAUGGCACCCAGAUUGAACAGGGCCGGUUCUUUUGAAUUUGAGGAUAUUGUUAAAGACUUGUCAUCUUUUAAAAGUGACUUUUCUUUGGAUACUUCUUCAGACACUGAAGUUUCUUCAAACUUAUUUUCUUAUUCAGAUAUCAUAAUUGACCCGCUGAGCCAUAAUGAGCCUCCCGUAACCAUUUCAGAUGAACUGCAUGGAAAUUUCAAAACAAGUGACCAAGUAAAUUUAGGUUCACCUACUGCACACCCAGAACCACGACCCCACCGGAAAAUACCACAUGAACUGGAAUGCAUUGCUGCAACAGAUCCAAAUGAAAACAAAGUGAUCCUUGAGCCAUAUAUUGGUUAUCCAAAUUCCAAAGCAACUGACCUGAUGAAGUCUGAUACUAAAUCUGAAACUUCUCAGUUCAAGACCAAUAAUAAGAAUGCAGAUAUUCAUCAACAGACUCAAAAGUGUAUAGAUUUAGACAAGGACGAUACAAGUGAAGGAGAAUUCUCUGAUCAAGAAUCCUUUGAUGUUCCUCUGUCUUCAUAUCCUCCUUUUGAAUCUAAGGUAGCAGAAAAAGUUGUUAAAUCUGAACUAUUGGAAUCGGCAAUGCACGAAACCGGAGAACUAAUUUCUUUUGUCGAUUUGGAAUCUGUUGCUUCUAGUCAAAAAGAACCAGAAACUGAAGAAGUUUCUUUGCAACCUGACAAAAUAGGAAGGUUCCAAGUGACGAGCGACCUUGAAACUGGAGAAUCCAGCUUAUUACCAAAUGCUGGACUGCGGCGCCAAUCAACAUUAAAGACCAGUGAAAUGUUCACAGAAGGUUUAAUGGAUGAACUAAAGAAUUCAUUAAGUUCUGACUCCAAAAAGGCAGAGGUUCCACGCAUUACAAUGACCUCACCGAAUGGCUCCACAACGUCUUCCUCCAGGUCUUCAUCCCCAAGGAGCUCCAUAUCAGACAUUUCUGAAAGUGAAAGUAAAGAGACUAGUCCUCCACAGCAAACAUUCUCUCUACGCUUCCGGCAGCCAGCUGCUGACUAUGUGAGUUUUCGCAACAGACUAGAAAACACAUAUGUUUCACUGGAAAAUGUCUUGCUUCGUGGAAAUAUAAUUUUAGGCACUGUUAAAGUUAAAUCGUUUGGUGGCAAAAGGUCUGUUUUUCUGCGAUGUACGUUCAAUGCCUGGGAGACAUCAGUUGAUGUUCCAGCUACACAUACUCCAAGCAGUUUUCCAAACCAGUAUGAGACUUAUAGUUUUGCCCUGACCAUGCCUGUCGCUUUUCAGGAUACAAUGCGCGUUAUCUUUGCUGUGUGCUAUAAAACUGAUGAUUUUGUGUACUGGGACAAUAACGAUGGCCUCAACUAUGAAAUCGUAUCCACCCAUAGUGUGCAGAAGGAGAUGAUUUCAAGUUUUCGAUCAAGCAACCAGGAGACGGUGCCACGGCCAUACCCUGGAGUUUUGAAGAAAGGUUCAAGCACCUUCGUGACCGAGUCCACGUGGAAUCCGGCCUCGGCUAUCAAGGAGACCAAAAAUAUCCGUAAGUCAGCUAUUUGCUUAAAUGUUUCCAAACCGUCAGCGGAUUAUAUUACAUUUAAAAGUCGGCUGGAGCGUGACUUUGUCGCCCUGGAGCAUGUGUUCAACAAAGACUUUAUGUUAACAGGUAGUAUUAAAGUGAAAAACAUUGAAGGAGAGAAAAAAGUCUUUAUUCGGUGUAGUUUUGAUUGCUGGGUAACCUUUAUCGAUGUGCCUGCCAGCCUCUCUGAUGAGGAAUAUUCUUGUCCAUAUAAAACGUAUACUUUUGAAAUGAAUGUUCCUACAGUGUUCAAUACAAAAAUGCAGUUUGCAGUUUGUUUUGAAGCCAAUGGUAACGUCUACUGGGACAACAAUGCCGGUAAGAACUAUCAGAUCUGUUUUUUUGAUAUGUACACAAAAAUGAAGGUCGACUCAUGGAAGGGACAAUGA